GCAUGCUAUUUAGAGGGAGAGGGACGACGCCGAGGACGCUAGAAAAAGGCAAAGGAGAGAGCCACAAACGCUAGCGAGGCUUUGAGAGAGAAAGAGAGUAAAAAGCGUGGAGGGACGAGGAGAUGGAGAGAGUGGAGGGAGAGAGAGCGCGUGUGAGUCGUUGAGGCGGUUUCGGUUCGCGUGGCGUGCGAGCAAGCGAGCAAGCCCUUUGCUUAACAUUAUAUAAUCCCCCCCGCUCCCUCCCCUCUCCCUAACGUCGGACACACCCAGCCGCCGCACCUAAAAAGAAAGGAAGGAAGAUCGUUUAUUUCCAUAAUUUCUUUUUGGAGAUAUGGAUCGAGAGAGUAAAAAGAGAGGGAGGGAGGAGCCGGUGGUGGUGGCGGCGGCGGCGGCGAUGGAGGAAGAGAAGGAAAUUGUCCUCGAAGGGGUGGCCACGGCGGAGAUAACGAUGAAGAAGGGGAAGAAGCAGGAGAUAUCGGCGCCGUCGACGGACGUGAUAUACGGAGCGGGCGAUGUCUUCGAGAUCUCGGACGUGUACCGCCCACCGGGGCUGUUCGAGUUCCCGUGGCAGAAGGAGGAGGACGGGGGCCUGCUCACGGCGGCCGCGGCGGCGGAGUCCGACGGUCGGGAUCUCCGAGACGUCUUCUUCUCGUCGCUCGUCGAUGGGUGCUCCGCCGCCAUCGGGUUCCCCGGCGACCGCCUCUCGCCACCGCCGGGGCCGAUCGCGCUCCCGGGGGAUGACGACGAUGGAUCCUGGCCGUCCGAGGGUGAGGACGACGGCGUGGAUUGCAUCUGGACCACAGUCCUCCGCCAGCCGCUCGCCACCGUGUACGGCAAGCGCUCUAGCGCUUGACAAUCUCUUCCUCCUUUUGUUUCCAAUUUUAGGUUUUUUUCUUUUUCCCUCCAUACAAUGUUAGCCGUUGAGAUGUUGUUACAGGGGUGAUAAAAAUUUAAGCCUGUUGUUUAAAUUUUAAAAGGAACAUUUCAUUUUUAGGUGUAGAAUCUUUCCACUUGCAGAGAAAUUCAAGAAUUUUGUAGAAAAAAUCUUGGAGAUGUUUGUGUAGCUCGUGGAUGCUUGGGAUGAUCAGGAACCAUCUCUAUUUUUGGUACAUGUGACACAUAGCUACGUUUUAUUUAAAUCUAUUUUUAGUAA
This is a messenger RNA of Elaeis guineensis (African oil palm), 1153 nucleotides long. RefSeq lists its product as uncharacterized. The record is from RefSeq and is a predicted model, not a curated record. Lineage: Eukaryota; Viridiplantae; Streptophyta; Magnoliopsida; Arecales; Arecaceae.